CCUCAAAAUGGGCACGAAGCGCGUCGUCGUCGUCUGCGGCUGGAUGGGCGCCAAGGCGCGCCCGGUUACCAAGUACGCCGACCUCUACCGCAAGCUGGGCUACGACGCUGUCGUGCUCCUGAGCAGCCAGGGUGAUUUCCUCACCGACGGCGCCAAUGUGCACCCGACGGCGACCGACGACCUGCUGCCGCCCGCCGAGUCGCUCGAGCUCAUUCCGCACAUGCUCUCAAACGGCGGGUGUCGGUCGUGGUACUGCUUUGAGGACCAUCUGCGCGCGUCCCAGCGCGCAUUUCGUGUGCCGGCGAUGGUGUUCGACUCGGCGCCGAGCCGGGCAACGACAGAGGCGCUCCUCGAGACGUGGAAAGGUGCGGGCAACUUGCCGUCGCUCGGGCUCUCGCUGGGCAUGCGCGCCUUCCUCGUGCAAUUGACCUUGUAUCCGUACGUGACGCGCACGGCCAACGUCUUUGGCUUGCACUGGCGGCGCUACUUUGUCGAGCAGGCGCACAUUCCCAAGCUUUUUCUGUACUCGAGCGCGGACGAAAUUGUGAGCGCCGAGUGCGUCCAAGCAGCCAUCGAGGACGCGACCGCCCACGGGAGUGACGUGGCGAGUGUCAACUUUGGUCGGUCGCCGCACGUCUCGCACCUUGCGACCGAACCGGUGGGCUACACCAAACACCUGCAGGCUUUUCUGGACAAGCACGUGCGAUAAUCGAAACAAUACAAAUGACGUGAGAC
Molecule: messenger RNA, 735 nt
Organism: Saprolegnia parasitica CBS 223.65
Lineage: Eukaryota; Oomycota; Saprolegniomycetes; Saprolegniales; Saprolegniaceae
Exons: 1
Coding region: 8-709 (233 amino acids)
Source: RefSeq, a predicted model, not a curated record